Messenger RNA from Porites evermanni, 2233 nucleotides. The record is from the annotation of a GenBank genome assembly. NCBI's taxonomy places the organism in Eukaryota, Metazoa, Cnidaria, Anthozoa, Scleractinia, Poritidae.
AUGGUCAAGUCGAGAAAGAACCUACGACGCCUAUCGACAGAGUCUUACGUCAACUCAAGCAACCCACUGGCUACCAAGUGGAUAUGGUACUGGCAACACCAAAGUGGAUUCUGGAGGAUGUACGAUAAAGACGACACGGUGAUUAAAAGGGGGGGAUAUAUUUUCUUUGGGGUUUGGAUAAUAACACCUCUUGUAACGGUAAGAAAUAGGUAACGCACAAUCAAAUCCAUACCCGUACCCACACUAUGGUAGAAGGGAGGCAAUGGGAGUGGUGGCCUGGGAUACCCAUUUGGCGGUUUUUAGCUCUUUGCUGUGUUAUAAUAUAAUAAAUAAUUAUAUUCUGCAAAUGUCAAACAUUUAAUAGAUAGCCUGCAGAGUUUAAUGCUGACGGUCCUGUUAAAUAUCCAUUCACAGGGAAAAGAUCUCCAAGAAUCUCUGGAGAAAGCCUUCUGGAACAAGCAAAAAGACUUCAGGUUUCGGAUUAGAAACCAUGAUUACAUUCUAACCUUUGACUCAUCAAGUAGCAUGAGCCAGACAAACAUAAAUUACGGCGCGAGAAAAACAGUAAGAAGAAGGCCUGGAAAAUUUUUUUCUAAGGAUGACAUUUCUCAGCUCAAAAGGUACUUUGUGUUCUAAAAUUUACCCGGAAGAGGUACUCGGGGUAAAUAAGGGGAGGCUCCGUCCAGAGGUCCAACCCCCUACCAUUUUGAAUACAAUUUUUGACAGAAGAUUAACCCGUUUCGUGUACCUUGCUUUGACAAACGGUACUCCUUUUACAUAACCUAGUGUAGAAAGCGGCAUCCCCUUUUAACCGCUGUGAAUGCACCGUCCUUUUAACAUGACCAGGAAGGUUUCUUGUCUCUUUCGCAUCCGUUUGUUAGCCCUUUUUGACCUUUUUACAGACCGAAAUGACAGAUUCCCUACUCUUUCAUGUACUUCAGUUAGUUAAAUCCCUAACCUUUCAAAUACCUCAUGCCUAAAAUAGGUACCCCUUUCGCGUGGACUCUCCCCGAAUAAGGCACACUUUUAGUAAAAUCCAACUAGUGUUCUAUUAUCAAAGCUGCGAUCUGAUUGGUUGAGCUACUACUAGGCUAUACGUUACAGCCCACUAGUAGCGAAAAGCGCCGGCUUUGAAAACCAAAACAAUAACCGUUGAAUCGUGUUUUGCUAGCUAAGGUUGUUUGUCGUGAUAUUUUUGACCAACUAGUUGAUUUUACUAAAACAAUUAUUCCUAUUUUUUUACUAAAACAAUUGUUCGAGUCAAUAGCCCAUUCGACCUUCGGCCUCAUGGGCUAUUGGCUCGGAGCCCAUUCGGGCUCGAAGAAUAAUUGUUAAAUAGAGAGCACUGCCUCUGAGGAAGUAAUUUUUUAAAAUUUACAAGUGCUAGCCCUGGACUCCGUUAUUAUAUAAAGUUAUAAUCUGGUCAUGGACCAUAGGGACUGAGAUAAAUGUAAUGGUGCACCUUGAUGUACCUUUUUUCACUAGGUCUCAGAAAGCAUUCUCAGCUCACAAUCAGCAAGAGGGAAACACAAAAGGCACUGAUAAGCCAAGCAAUUGGUCUCAAAUGCCAUCCACGACGCCAUAUCAGCGUGUUCGGUUAUCACCGAUUACUGACGAAUUUAAAGAUUAUCUUUUUGAAAAGUUUUUGAGCAAAUACACCUCGCACCUUUAGGAACGGUAGCUUGCCCACGUUUUGGGAAUACUCACCCUUUUCAUGGUUUCCAUCAGUUUAUGAAAAUAUCAGUAAGGUGUCCUAUCACGGUAUUUUAAAAAAGCUUAAGGUGUUUAUUUCCAACCCUUUUUCGCCCUGUUUACUUGAGUUGCUUGUGGCGACUCACACUCCUCGCUCUUGCUCAUUGCAGCCAAUAAGGUAGCCUCGUCUCCAGAUCUAGAUCUCUCAUCCCGUUCUCUAGGACGAUUGACAAGUACCCUGAGUACCAGGUGAUUUUUCCUCACGUGUGGCAGGAUCUUUCGGUGUCGGCCGCAGGCCGAACCCAUCCCGCGAAGCUGCAGCCUGUAGGACACGGAUGUGUGAUCUUCUUUAGCUCAGUGUCGUAGAUUUACAACCGUAGAGGUUUCCGACUUUCUAACACAGUUUUUAUCAGCAAACUGACCGUCUUCAAAGUUGUCACGUGAUUAAGGUGUCGAUAGUGACGUGACAAGUGAUUAGAAAAGCGCGGGUAGUUUACACCCUUCAUCUAUUAUGUUUAUAGCUUUUUUUAGUUGUUUUUAA